Molecule: messenger RNA, 1464 nt
Organism: Hansenula anomala
Lineage: Eukaryota; Fungi; Ascomycota; Saccharomycetes; Phaffomycetales; Wickerhamomycetaceae
Gene: RCI50
Product: Rci50p
Exons: 1
Coding region: 1-1464 (487 amino acids)
Biological process (GO): protein quality control for misfolded or incompletely synthesized proteins
Cellular component (GO): i-AAA complex
Molecular function (GO): misfolded protein binding
Source: RefSeq, a predicted model, not a curated record
AUGAUCAGGCUUAAUUCUCAUGUCAAAAGGUCAUUUCCAAGGAUAAGAAUACCCAUCGGACCUCCCCCAAAUGUUAAUCCAAGCUUGAGAUACUCAUCACACUAUGCAAGACAAUAUACAGCUAAUCAAGGAAGAAGAAAUUGGAGCAAAAUCAUACUGACAACUCUUGGUGGUAUUUCAUUAAUUGGGUUCAGUGCUUGGUGGGUCUACUGGCCUCAUCAUACUUUCCCCAAAUCUGUGGCAAAGAUCUUGAGAAAGGCUUUAUGGGCAGAAUCUGAAAAAGGUGAAAAAGAUUAUUCAACUGCUCUGAAACAUUAUUUGGAAGCAUUGGAAGAGGCUGAUAAAUUAGAAUUAGAUCCAUUAAGUGAUGAAUAUACUGGAAUCCAAUUGAAAGUCGGUGAAAUGUAUGAAAGAUUGAAUAUGAAUGAACAUGCUUUGAUGGUGUAUUCAGAGAUUGCAUCUGCCUAUUUGGAUGGGUUAAUUACUCCAAAUAAAAUCAAAAUUGGUGAUAGACCACAUAUUAUUCAAAAAGACUUGAGGGUUGUUGUCAAAAUCGUUGAAUUGAAUAAAUCCAAUCCAUAUAACUCUAAAAUGUUACUGAUGACCCAUUUCAUGAUUGCUCAAGAAGAAGUUGCCAAAAGAAGCAAAGUUGUUUCCAAUAUGAUUAAAGAGGAAAAAGAACGGGUAUUAGCCGAUGUUGCAAAUGUGGGUGAAGUUCAGUAUACAAACCCUAUUAAGGAAGAUUCCAUGGAAGUUGGUAAGGAUGAGAAAGUUAUCAUUUUGGAAAGAAACAGAGAAGCUUGGGAACCUUUCCGUGAUGAAUUGUUCAAUGCAAGAGAUUUGUACGUUGCCAUCUGUCUAGCUACUGGUGACUUACAAUCAGCUGUUCGUACUAAAAUCGCAACAACUGAGUGGAUGCUGAAUGCUGAUUGUGAUCCAGGUGAAAUCUUGAUGUCUCAAACUAAUCUAGGCUCCCUGAUGUAUUUACAAGCUGAAGAAUUUGAAAGUAAAGAAUCCCGUGCCAUUAAGCAAAAAUUACCAGAUGCAAUGAUUGAAGCUGAAAGAUUCAACAAACAAAGUUGUAUCAGUUUGGCCCUAAGAUGUUAUGAAUCAGUUUUGGCGUUUUCCAAAGAACUACCAGCACAGUUACGUCGUGAAGAGAAUGUUGAAGAGUCAAUUGCUCUGUCAACUUAUGGUUUAGGUGUUGUAAAAUUACAUCUUGGUGAAUUGGAAGCGGCAAAGAACCUGCUUCGUGAAUCAAGACUUAGAGCCAAAGGUAGUGGAUUCAGUGAUCUUGUCAACGAAGCUGAAAGAGAGUUGGAAAAAUUAUCAAAAGAGGUUGAGAGACUUGAAAAAGAAGGUGCGAAAAAGGAAUCUGAAGAACAAAGAAUCAAGAAUCUUUUGAGCAAAGGAAACGACCAACCAGACAUUGAGCUCGAUAUCCAACUGAGUAAGCAUAAAUAA